UAACCACACAGCAUGGACGUGUCUUCUCCACUCCUCCACUACUUCACACAGAACUCCUGGAGCUGCCCGAGCUCAGACUCUGAGGUCUACAACAUCUCAUCUCCUGAAGCAGUGUCUCCUACCUCCUACAUGGACUUCUCUCCUUCAGCCCAGCUUCAAAACAGUUCUUCUCCAACUUCACGAGGUGCCAAGGCACCCGUUUCGGGUUCAUUACAUCAGGACGGCGCAUGUUCCCGUGUCGGACCAAGAAGAACCCGCUCCAAGAACCCGAGCAAGCAAAGGCAGAGUGCCAGCGAGAAAGAGAAGCUCAGAAUGAGGGACUUGACCAAAGCUCUCAAUCACCUCAGGACUUACUUACCUCCUUCAGUGGCUCCUGUCGGUCAAACCUUGACCAAGAUCGAGACCCUUCGCCUCACCAUCCGCUACAUCUCCUAUCUGUCUGCUCAACUAGGCUUCAGCGAAGAGUCUCUCUGCCAGAUGAGGGACCUUGGAGCUUCUAGAUACCAAGAACUGUCUCAAUGUCAGGGCAAUUCAACCCCAGAGUAUUGGGGAAUCAGCACAUCACAUCAAGAACUGUGUCAAAGCACCUUCAAACCUUCAGAGCAUGCCUUGAGGCAGGCAGAGAUGGUCAUGGAAACACCUGCUUAUGAUGAUUCCUUCAACUCCAGCUCAGAAUCUCUUCUGGCCAGCCCUUUGUAUGCAGAUACAGCCACAGCAUACCAGGGCUACAACAAAGCCGUGCACUAUCCGGUUGCUCCGCAAUUCUGGGGAUGAAACUCAUUGGAC
This is a messenger RNA of Pimephales promelas (fathead minnow), 786 nucleotides long. The record is from RefSeq and is a predicted model, not a curated record. NCBI's taxonomy places the organism in Eukaryota, Metazoa, Chordata, Actinopteri, Cypriniformes, Leuciscidae.